Messenger RNA from Rhizophagus irregularis DAOM 181602=DAOM 197198, 1124 nucleotides. NCBI's taxonomy places the organism in Eukaryota, Fungi, Glomeromycota, Glomeromycetes, Glomerales, Glomeraceae. The record is from RefSeq and is a predicted model, not a curated record.
AUCUAAUUCUUUAAAUUUGUAUUCUAUAAAAUGUCUUCUUCAACUUCAGCAAAUACUUCAACACCCCAACCUCAGCCUGAAAAAAAGCCUACCGUGUUAUUAUGUAUUGGCAUGGCUGGCUCAGGCAAAACCACUUUUAUGCAGCGACUAAAUGCACAUCUUCAUAGUAUAAAAAGGCCUCCAUAUGUUAUAAAUCUUGACCCUGCGGUCACUCAACUUCCUUUUACAGCAAAUAUUGAUAUUCGUGAUACGAUUAAUUAUAAAGAAGUAAUGAAACAGUAUAAUUUAGGACCAAAUGGCGGUAUUCUUACUAGUUUAAACUUAUUUACGACAAAAUUUGAUCAAGUGCUUGAUUUCGUAUCAAAACGUGCACCAACAUUAGAUUAUAUUAUCAUGGAUACUCCUGGCCAAAUUGAAAUUUUUACAUGGUCAGCAUCUGGCGCAAUCAUUACAGAUGCCCUAGCGGCAACAUAUCCUUGUGCAGUUGCGUAUAUUAUAGAUACACCAAGAACUACAAGUCCGUCGACAUUUAUGAGUAAUAUGUUGUAUGCAUGCAGUAUUUUGUAUAAAACAAAAUUACCUUUCAUAAUGGUUUUUAAUAAGACUGAUGUUGUUUCUCACGAAUUCGCUGUUGAAUGGAUGACGGAUUUUGAGUCUUUUCAACAAGCUCUACAAAAGGAUACAAGUUAUAUGAGUAGUCUUAUGAAUUCUAUGUGUUUAGUGUUGGAAGAAUUCUAUCAACAUUUAAGGGUGGUUGGAGUUUCUGCUGUUACUGGUGCUGGAAUGGACGAAUUUUUUGGAGCCGUUAAUGAAGCUGUUAAGGAAUACGAAACCGUAUAUAAACCCGAACUAGAAAAAUUAAUUCGGGAGAAGGUAUACUAUAUAUCUCAUGUUUCUUAAAACAAAGUUGAAUUUAAUUAUAUGGAUGGAUAUAUUCUCUAUUUAUUAUAUUUGUAAGGCUGAACGACAAGAAGCUGCAAAACAAGCGCAGAUUACAAAACUAAUGAGAGAUAUGGACAUAGCGGAUACUUCUAAAACAGAUCAAAUGGUGGAAGAAGAAGAAAUGGAAGAUGAGGAGGAGGAGGAGGAGGAUGAUGAUGAUGGAGGACAUGCUUAUAACGAAG